This is a messenger RNA of Coffea arabica (coffee), 2338 nucleotides long. The record is from RefSeq and is a predicted model, not a curated record. NCBI's taxonomy places the organism in Eukaryota, Viridiplantae, Streptophyta, Magnoliopsida, Gentianales, Rubiaceae.
CUUCAUUUACUCUUUUUUUUUUUUUAAACUUUGGUAGUGAAUCCAGGGGGUUUCUUUCUGUAUGCCUUAGUUGGAAUUCAUCUAGAUUUUACUUGAUGCUUGCCAGUAACAACUGCUACUACCGAGUAGCAAUGAUUCUGGGGUAUAGGUGGUAAUAUGGGUACGAUCAAUGUAUAGGUGCCUGAUUUUUCAACUUUUGUUAGUUGAUCGUUCGCCUUUAUUUUGGCGAGAACACUUGAAUUCUAACUUAUUCUUGAAUUGCAACUAUUUUCGGGGAUCGCGGGUUGGUGUUUCUCCUAUUAAAGGGACCCCAUUACAUUUCUGUUUCUAUGGCAUAAUCUCUAUAGAGGUGGAUUUAGUAGAAACCUGGUCUUUUAAUACCAUGGAAAAUGUUUUGGGGCACCAUUUUAUUAGCAGAAGUUCUCCCAUAUAAAUAUGCUGAAAAGCUGCGGCUGUCCAUCUCAGACUUGAUCGUUUUGUUAUCUUUGGAUUUUCUGUGGCUAUACGUUAUGAUCCUUCAGCAUUUUGACACCUUUCCAUACUAAGGAUCAUGCAAAAUCAAACUAACCAAUGGUUAAUUUUAUCUGGAUUAACCAACCAGCCAAUGGUUGUUACUGUGUGAUUUCUUUGCAGCAUAAAAUUUCCUGGCUAGUGUUUAUAAAACAUUACUUGCAUCUAAAUGUUUACUGUCUAAGAACAGUUUAAAACAAGUAUUCUUAUGUCCAUAAGCAUAAGAGAGUAUACAAGAGAGGUUUAUGCAAUACAUUGUUAGUUUGCUAACCUUCCAAGAAUAGCUUUCUGAUAACAAUGUGGCCUUUGCGUGAUUUCCUGUAUUCUGAUUUGACUGGCUUUGAAUACAGUUUCUUCUGGAGCAGCUAUAUUUUACAGAGAAGGCAGAUAAUUGGCCAAUCAUACAGUCAUGACUUGCUUCUCCUUUUUAUUUGGUAGAAAGUUGGAUUCAGCAACACAACGCUCAGUUGAGCUAGAUGAUGAGCUCUCUGGCAUCCAGAACGUCACUCUUUACACGUACAAGGCGUUGAGAAUUGCCACUGAUGAUUUUAGUCCAACCAAUAAAAUAGGGGAGGGUGGAUUUGGUUUUGUCUACAAGGGAAAGCUCAGAAGCGGCCAGAUGGCUGCCAUAAAGGUUCUUUCUACUGAAUCAAGGCAAGGAGUACGUGAGUUCUUGACUGAAAUUCAAGUGAUUUCGGAAAUACAGCACGAAAAUCUAGUGAAACUUUACGGUUGUUGUGUGGAAGGCAAUCACAGAAUUUUGGUGUACAACUACCUAGAGAAGAAUAGUCUUGCAAAAACACUUCUUGAUGGAGAUUACAAUAACAUCCAGUUUACUUGGCGAAUAAGGACAAAAAUUUGCAUUGGAGUUGCUAGAGGACUUGCCUACCUUCAUGAGGAAGUGAGACCUCAUAUCGUCCACCGGGAUAUCAAAGCAAGCAAUAUACUUCUAGACAAGGAUCUAACACCUAAAAUUUCAGAUUUUGGUCUUGCAAAACUCAUCCCUCCCAACAUGACUCAUGUGAGUACACGAGUAGCAGGGACCAUUGGUUAUUUGGCGCCUGAAUAUGCAAUAAGAGGCCAGUUGACACGUAGAGCAGACAUUUACAGCUUUGGAGUUCUGUUAAUCGAAAUAGUUAGUGGAAGAUGCAACACCAACACAAGACUUCCUAUUGAAGAACAGUAUCUUCUUGAAAGGACCUGGAAACUAUAUGAAAGAAGGGAACUAGUUGGGCUCGUAGAUACAGCACUAAACGGGAAUUUUGAUGCCGAACAAGCAUGCAGAUUCCUGAAGAUUGGGCUUCUGUGCACUCAGGAUGAUCCGAAGCUUCGACCAUCCAUGUCCAGUGUUGUCAAGAUGCUAACAGGUAAAGACGUUGAUGAGCAUAAGAUCACGAAACCAGGCUUAAUCUCCGACUUCAUGGACCUCAAGGUCAGAAGCAACGCCCCUAAAGCUAAGCCUGGAAGUGAUCAUACCCCCGGCAAUUAUGCAUCCUCUGGCUCCGACAAUCUGGAUACCACAAGAUUAACUUCAGCAGCUUCUUCUCAAGCUACCAUGACGUUUACUUUUCCAUGCACCCAAAGCAUGUAAGCUUAGGGUAACCAAAUUGAAGAGGUCGUUGCAUUUUCUUUAUUCUUUUACCAUAUUGGGUGAGUGAAUUUUAUUCGUUACCUCGUCAAGAUGUGUAUUGCAGUGGCAAUUAGAUGAUUAUUAGAUUCCACCCCCACCUGUUUCAUGUAUGUACAUAUAAUACGAAUUUUUGGAGUCAGCUCUUGCCAAUGCCAAACGCAUUAUUAAAGGAAGAGGAAAGCACUGAGUCGUUUCAAA